This is a messenger RNA of Plutella xylostella (diamondback moth), 3074 nucleotides long. RefSeq names its product AXIN1 up-regulated 1 (gene Axud1). NCBI's taxonomy places the organism in Eukaryota, Metazoa, Arthropoda, Insecta, Lepidoptera, Plutellidae. Gene Ontology annotation, molecular function: DNA-binding transcription factor activity, RNA polymerase II-specific; sequence-specific DNA binding. The record is from RefSeq and is a predicted model, not a curated record. Gene Ontology annotation, biological process: regulation of transcription by RNA polymerase II. Gene Ontology annotation, cellular component: nucleus.
UAAGAAGACACCACAGAACGUGUAAAACCGACUCUCGUACUGCUAUCACAUUUGGUCGGUUAAAUUCGUGCCUGCGUCGUGCGAGUCGCUCGGAGUGAUUAUGCGAGGUGGGACAGUCGAGCUCGCUGUAGUAAAAGUGCUUCUCUCAGUGCGAGUGUACACAUUUUUUUUUGUUUGAAAAUCUAAUGUGGCUGUUGUUUAUUCCGCAACGGACGCUCGUGUAGUGCAACAAUAACAGCUGCGUACUGAAAUCAAGCAAUAAGAACACUGAAAUAUUGUGAAGAACGAACCUUGUCAAAAGAAGACGGAAAAUAAAUAAAUAGGGUUAAAACUCAACCGCCAGCGGAGACUGCAGACAAAAGGAACGCUUAUUACAGUGAUAUUAAAGUGACAUUGGAUUGGAUAAAGUGAAGUUGUGUGACCGAAUUGUUUAAAGAAAAUUAUGAUAAGUUGGUUGCUUAGCUUGAGUAUGAAACGCUCGGUGGUGACAUGAGAUGAGCUGGUCUAGCGGCAGGCUGGUGAUCAUGGACUGGCGGAUCCGGUGGCGGGUGGACAGACGCCGGUGAACUCAGACGCCCGUCUUUUCAAACAGGUUACAAUGGAGCCUUCCGCAGAGGCCGUGGCUGAACAGCCCAGAGAUUAUGAAUCUAAUAGCAACAAUGCGGAUGAAACAAGAGACACUCAAAAAGACGCAGUAGAAGAAAUCACUGAAAAAGAAUCGCCGUCAGUGAAGGAGGACAAAACUAGUGACAGUGACAUUAACAGUGAAGACAUUAACGUUCAUGAUCAAAUCGAUGUAAAUGUUAAUAGCAACUCUCAGUUCUAUGAGAGUAGUGAUAGUAAAAUAGAUUACGCUGUAAAAAUAGAUGAUAACGAUACUUUAAGUGACGUAGAAGAUAUCAAAACGGACUCUGCUUCAGCAGACAGUGAGGAUUCAGCAUUGGGCAGCCUCCCACCGGACGCGGCGUUAACCGACCGAGAGGAAGAGGCGCAAGAUCGGGAGGAUGAGAGACCGGAUACAGAGGAGGAAAGACCAUAUACGGAGGAGGAGAGGCAGGAUAGGGAGGAGGAGAGACAGGAAAGAGAGGAGGUGCGACAGGAGAGAGAGGAGGGUCAGGAUCGCUCCGAUGGCAGCGACUCGGGUCUCGGCUCUGAGACCACUGAAGAUCCCAAACUAUCAACUUUUGGCCUAGAACUACCGUGCAGCAGCGGCCUAAACAACCCCGAAUCAUCAAAUGACAAUAUAGAUAAAACCGGCACAAGUACCAUUGAUGAACCUAAAGUCUUAGAAAAUAACGAAACCGAAAACCCAUCUGCACAAAUAAGCAAACCCCUUAAAAGUAGUCUUAAGAGAAAAUGUGAGGAAGAAACCUCCGAAGAACCUGCAGCAAAAAAGAAAAAGGAAGGAAUUCGGUUUGACAACGUUACUGUUUAUUAUUUCACACGAUCACAAGGGUUCACAUGUGUGCCGUCACAAGGAGGUUCAACGUUGGGGAUGGAGUACACCCACUCACAUUCGGCCAACUUUACUCUAGCCGAGCACGCAUUAGAGCAAAGAAGAUUGCACAGACAAAUUUUGCAGCAACUCAAAAAUGAAAGGCAUUCAUUGCAAGGCGCUACGUUUUCGUCGAGCGAAGACAGCGACACUGAGGAAGAGGCCAGUGACAUUUCAGAAUCUGAACUGGAUCUAGACAGCUAUUACUUCUUACAACCAGUCCCUACGCGACAAAGAAGGGGGUUAUUGCGCGCCGCUGGUGUAAGAAAAAUAGAAGGGUACGAGAAAGAUGAAUGUAGAGAUAUAAGAACUUCACGAGAAUUUUGCGGCUGCGCUUGUAAAGGAGUGUGUAACCCGGAGACAUGCUCUUGCAGUUUGGCCGGUAUAAAAUGCCAAGUCGACAGAUUAAACUUUCCCUGCGGAUGUACCCGGGAUGGAUGCAGCAAUACUACUGGGCGAAUCGAGUUCAACCCUGUAAGAGUAAGAACUCACUUCAUUCAUACGCUAAUGAGAAUAGGCCUCGAGAAGAAGAAUGAGGAAGAGGCAGCUAAAAGGCAAUGGGCUCAAGCGCACGCGGCACGGGCGGCGUGCAUGCCGGCGGCGGCGGCGGCGGCGGCGGGCUACGAGCCGGAGCGGCCGCGCCCCGAGGAGCACCUGCGGGACGCCGCCCUCGCACCCAGAGUCGAAGUCGAGACAUGUGUGAACGCGGGAAGCUACAGCAAUAUGCAUUGCGAUAUCAACAACGCAAUCCCUGCUACUCAACCCAAUAACCUACAACCGGAUCUCAGUUACGUAUACAGAGAAAAUCCUUCAAGUCACAGCAGCGUCAACACUAACUGCAACAUGCACAUGGGAGAGACGAGUAGCCACACCAACCACGCUGACCCUUACACCUCCAGCAUCCUGCAAGGGAAAGGUCCUCCCUAUUCCAUGCCCAACACCAUGGGUUUCGAAAACAUGCAACACAAUGUACAAAGGUUUCCUUGUGAUCUCAACUACACGUACGCUCAGCACUCUGAGAACCACCACUUCAAGGGUUUCCAGAGCUUUUCGGCGUCGAGCUUCGAAGAGUUCGCGCACAACUCGCACAUGACCAUGUUCAGCCACUACGGGCACAUGUACUCGGCCGAGUACCUGCACAAGGCGCCAGGGGGCGCGCGUGACCAGCUGCAGUAUCACCAGAUGUCCUCCAGCCACUACGACAUGUACAAGACCAGCGCCGACGCGGCCGAUAACAAGGCGGAGCAGCAACAGUAUACGACACUCAUGUCCUUACCGUAUCACACGAAUAACAAGGUCCAGAGUGUCGGGAACGAUGAGAACUGGUUUAGCCAUAGCGGCGGCGAGGUGGAGGCGCCGGCCCCGCCCCCCGCCGCCGCCGCCCCCGCCCCGCCCGACCCCGCGGCUGAAACAACCGAGAAUUUCGGGGAACUUAUCAAGAAAACUAUGGUAGAGUCCGUUUCUGUGUAGAUCAGUUAGUUGUUGUCUUUUCAUCGUCUUAUUAUAAUGUUAUUAAGUUUUAAUUUUAGCAAUUGGGAAAUUUUAAUUACUUAAAUAUACUCACAUAUAUGAUUAUUUA